GAAGAAGAAAUAAUGGCGACGCUUCUGGGGUCCGAGUCCCCCUGUACUGCAGGAAAACGAAGAAAUUGCCACAGCAAUAUCAUCACAAAGUUCACGGCUAGUAAAAUUACUGGCCAGGGUUUCAGUCGAGGGACACAGCUCCCAGGAGGCCUGCUCCAGGAGAGAGAUAAACGAGCCAAGUGGCAUGGCAUCCCUACUCUGUUGCAGAGGCUCUACGAGAGCAGCCAUCCCAACAGUGACCUCUCCCAUGCUCACAGCUUUCUUAAGGUAUUAUCAUCCCAGCUCUCCAUGGAGGCUAUGUCUUUUGUUACCGAGGACAGGAAGACCGCUCAGGAAUCCACCUUCCCCAACACGUACACCUUUGACCUCUUUGGUGGAGUCGAUCUGCUUGUGGAGAUCUUGAUGAGACCCACAUUAACUAUGCAGAAGAAAAAACCCAAUAUGAAUGAUGACCUGGUCAAAGACUGCCUUAGUGUUCUAUACAACUGUUGUAUAUGUACGGAGGGGGUCACAAAGAGCCUGGCAGCGAGGGAUGACUUUGUUCUGUUUCUGUUCACCCUGAUGACAAAUAAGAAGACUUUCCUACAGACCGCUACCCUAAUUGAAGAUAUUCUUGGAGUUAAAAAGGAGAUGAUCCAGUUAGAGGGCAUCCCCAACCUGUCAGGCCUGGUCCAAAGCUUUGACCAACAACAGUUAGCCAACUUCUGCCGCAUCCUGUCUGUCACCAUCUCAGAACCCGAUGUAGGAAAUGACGACAAGCACACCCUGCUGGCUAAAAAUGCACAGCAGAAACGCAAUGCUAGCCCCUCACGGGCAGAGGUCAACCAGGUAACCCUGCUGAACAUCCCUGGCUUCAUUGAGCGGCUGUGUAAACUGGCCACUAGAAAGGUGUCUGAGGCCACAGGAGCUAACUUCCUGCAGGAGCUGGAGGACUGGUACACAUGGCUGGACAAUGCUCUGGUCCUGGACGCCCUCAUGCAGAUGGCUACAGAGGAGGCUGAACAAAGCAGUACAGAGUCAUCAGAUGAGAGCUCCCUGGCCACCAGCCCUCUGAGACAUCGACUGCCCCAGUCCAUGAAGAUUGUCCACGAGAUCAUGUAUAAAGUGGAAGUGCUUUAUGUACUUUGUGUCCUUCUUAUGGGUCGACAGAGGAACCAGGUUCACAAGAUGUUGGCCGAGUUUCGUCUUAUCCCAGGGCUCAAUAACCUCUUUGACAAGCUGAUCUGGAGGAAAUACACUGCCUCAAAUCACGUCGUCCAUGGCCAGAAUGAGAACUGCGACUGUAGUCCAGAAAUAUCCUUCAAAAUCCAGUUCUUGCGGCUCCUUCAAAGUUUCAGUGAUCAUCAUGAGAACAAAUACCUCCUGCUGAAUAGCCAGGAGCUAAAUGAACUUAGUGCCAUAUCCAUGAAGGCUAACAUCCCUGAGGUUGAAGCAUUGGUCAACACAGACAGAAGCCUAGUGUGCGAUGGGAAGAAGGGCCUCCUCACACGUCUCCUCACCGUCAUGAAGAGGGAGCCUCCAGACUCAUCAUUCAGAUUCUGGCAGGCAAGGGCAGUGGAAAGUUUUCUUAGAGGAGCCACCUCCUAUGCAGACCAAAUGUUUCUCCUCAAGAGGGGACUACUAGAGCACAUCCUGUUUUGCAUCAUAGACAGUGGCUGCACAUCUCGAGAUGUCCUGCAGAGCUACUUUGAUCUGCUUGGAGAGCUCAUGAAGUUCAACAUUGAUGCCUUCAAAAGAUUCAACAAAUAUGUCAACACUCCAGAGAAGUUUCAGACUUUCCUGACGCAGAUCAACAGUUCUCUGGUGGACUCUAACAUGCUGGUGCGCUGCAUCGUCCUUUCAUUGGACCGCUUUGAGAGCCAGACUGAAGAUGUCAAAGUGGUUGAGGUACUUUCUGAAUGCUGCCUGCUGUCCUACAUGGCCAGAGUUGAGAACAGGCUGUCCUUCCUCUUUCGACUGAUCAACAUCAUCAACGUACAGACACUCACACAGGAGAACGUGAGCUGUUUAAACACCAGUUUGGUGAUCUUGAUGCUGGCCAGAAGAAAGGCUAAACUGCCCUUCUACCUCAAUGCCCUGCGGGAGAAGGAGUAUGCUGAGAAGUACCCAGGCUGCCUGCUCAACAACUUCCACAACCUACUGCGCUUCUGGCAGCGUCACUACCUCAACAAGGACAAAGACAGCACCUGUCUGGAGAACAGCUCCUGUAUCCCCUUCAGCUACUGGAAGGAGACGGUGUCAGUGCUGCUGGGCUCAGACAGGACUUCUCUGUGUGCCAUUACAAGCUACAUUGAUGAGCCCUUCAUGGAUCUGGACAGAGACCUGCUGGAAGAUUGACCUCCAGCGUGUGCACUCAGUGUGCAGGGGGUGGGACAGGGUGGAGGGUCACAGGGAGCAUGGACACCUAAAGCUGGUGAUGACUCCACUGAGCUGAGCCAUCCAGGCGCUUCAUGACUGCGUUCUGGAUGUAAAGACUCACCUGUUAGCUGUCUGUACCUUUGCAUUGAGGCCAUCGUCACGGUUGUGAUGGGACAUAAAUUUGCCUGGCUAUCAUCUUGUCACUAAGUUACCGUCCUCUUCUUCAAAGAAAAGGGAGGGGGACCUGUUUGCCCACCCCAAAUUGCCCACAUCAUUUAACAGACAAUGAAAGGACCUUGUGAAAUGACACCUGCAUUGGUUGUUUGCUUUAGGUGAAAUUCAAAUAGAGCCUUUUAUAUAACCUAUACAAAAUUCUAUGAAAAAAAUAUGUAUGAUUCAACAAAGUAUAUGUUAGAAAAAGAGUCUUUUCACGUGGACUUGGUUUGGAAAUGGCCACAGAUUGAACCGUUGUGCAGGUCAGUGGUGCGUCACAGGGCUGCCAGGAGUCAGCAGCCUCACUCUCCACUACCUACACACUCUGUGAUGACUCCACGUCCCUCCACUGCCUGACCUGCGUUGGGAAACUGGUGAUGUUGGAGUUUUUGCAGGGGUCUUCUCAACGAACAGCAUUUUCAUUUAACCCGUCUGUGGGUCUAUUUUAUUAGGUGGCUAUUGUCGAUCGGUGCUUUCUGGCUCUACUCAGCACAUUUAGGUAGCUUGUGAGCCGGCUGACAUGUUUCACAAAUCACACGGGGCUCCUCUCACCUAAAACCAUCCACACUCUGUCGUGGCUUCAGAAGCCUCACCCAGGGACUCGUUUUCUUUACCAGGUUUUUUUUUUUUUUUUUUUUUGGUUGAUUUACUUUUUGUCUUGUUGAAAACAAUGGCUUUUAGCUCUGGAUAAACUGUAGAAUAAAACAUUGCACAGAUUAAAUUGUUUUUAUUGUUUAUUAUAUUUUAACACAUUUGUUGAUUAAAAACGUUUUUCAUUUUGUAACAGAAUUUGUAUCCAUGUUGUGACAGAUGCUUUGGGAAGAGAAUAAACUAUGCAGGCGCUAGUGUUAAGAAACCACUUUCAUUGUUCCAGUCCACGCAGCAUUGAUGUGAAUUAGCUUUCUGCCCAGCGUCAUUAGCAUCGAGUGGAAGGUAUACCACGAUGUGCGGUCUCUCAAAAUCUCUGACUACAUGCUGAGAAUGACAAUCUUUCUGUGACGACUUUUUGCAUGACACCACUCGAUCUUUAGUUUGGAUAAAGAUGAAGCAGUGGGCAUGUUGACGAUGUGUCCACAGCCUGAAUGUGCAGCCCUUUAGUGGGAAUGGAAGGAGCGGAGCUGAAUAGAUAUUCGUUAUCUCAAAUUAAACAGCCCCAGCCCUGAGAUAAGUACAAAUGGAUGAGCUACCUCAUAUUUUAUCCUGACACAGAUCAAACCACUCCUAACGACAAGUGUACAGUUUUACUCCCAGCAUGUCAUGACUCAUAAUACAUGUUCAUGUGAAUGUAUAAGGGCAUUUCUACAGUUGGCCCCUGAUGCCAUGAGUUACUAGUGCUAUGCCGCCUUUUGGGAUGCAAACACAAACGUCCUUUACACUUUGAAAGCCUUUUAUUUGCUUUAAAGCUAAUUAACCAGAAAUGUUUCCUCUUUUUCUAGCUUUCAUUCAGCAUGUCUUAAAUCUCUUGAUGGGUGUUGCACAUACCUUGAAUUAGUUCAUCUUUUGUGCUUUGCAGUGAAGUUAACACACUUUACAAGUGCUUCUCUCUUAUAAACUCUCAGUUUCUUUGCUGGAUGGAUGCCCGAGAUAAUUGCUACAACAAAAUGUGAUUUGACACAGGGUACUGACUGUGUGUUAUCAUUGAUCCAGAUCUCUUCUCGCCACUCCAGUCAUUCACCAUGGAAGUCAACUAUCGGCAUAAAAACAUGAAUGUUGUGAGUGCUCUUCUGGAGCGCCUAUAUAAACAAUCUCUGACUUCUGUAGCUUUGUGAUCUGAAUUUUCAGAGAGAGUGAUCCCUCUGUAUGAUGCACAAGAGAAAUGGUUCUUAAUGCUGUAUGUGGUGUGAUGCUCCUAGUAGGCCUUAGCUUUCAGUCAUUAGUUUGUAUAGAAAUGGUGAAAUGUUAUCCCCUUGGCCAAGAACAUGCUGCACAGUGUUAAACAUAACACUACUUGGUUUUUAUUUUAGAUCCCUUUUGACUUUUAUUAGCUGGAGAUUUAUGUAACGUUUGGCAUGAUGAGGAUAUUCUUAGAUAUAUUUUGCAGCCUGUCCUAAACUCACACUCAGAUCUCAGACCAUGUGGUGCUUUUUUCGAUCAGAUAUGAUUGUCUCACCUCACCAUGAUCGACAGCAUCUGUGGUGUGUAUCGAAAGGAACAACCUUGAGAUGCUGACAGUGGAUAAUAUUCAUGGUGUAAAAUUAAAAUCCAUUUUAGAUAACGACCCAUGUUUUUCUUAUGUGUUGGCAUUAAAAAGAUGCAUAAAAUCUCACAUGGUAGUGUUAAAAAUUCACCUCUGCACACUCCAGUCUUAAUCUUUCUAACCCUGUUUGACCUUCAAACAAACAGAGAAAAGAUUCAUGUUUUAGUUUCUACUAUAACAACUUCUGUAACCAACAUUCACCCACAUGUUCCUUCUCUAAUGCUGGUAUUGAACUUCAUUUUCUUUAUUUAACAGCUGUUUGUCAAAUGAAUAAUAUAAUAAAUUUUCUUUAGACCUC
Molecule: messenger RNA, 5066 nt
Organism: Epinephelus lanceolatus (giant grouper)
Lineage: Eukaryota; Metazoa; Chordata; Actinopteri; Perciformes; Serranidae
Gene: trpc4apa
Product: transient receptor potential cation channel, subfamily C, member 4 associated protein a
Biological process (GO): ubiquitin-dependent protein catabolic process
Cellular component (GO): Cul4A-RING E3 ubiquitin ligase complex
Molecular function (GO): phosphatase binding
Source: RefSeq, a predicted model, not a curated record